AUGACAGUGGAGGAUGGAGUCGCAUUAGACCAUGAUGGACAUUACUCUCUGGAAGAGCAGGAGCAGGAUCCGGUCUUUGAAAUUGAAGCCGAAGCUGCCAACAGCAAUAGGCGGAAGCGCACUGCAGGAGGCCGCGGGGACUAUGUAUACAAUACUAUCUGCAGAAUCUGUGACUCCGGCGCUCCACAAUUUCGCUGUAAAGAUUGCUUCAGCACUGAGCUGUGCUGCCAUGAUUGCAUUGUUGCAACUCAUACUAAAAACCCAUCGCAUCGGAUCCAGGAGUGGACGGGCUCUUACUUUGUGGCCAUCUCGCUAAAGAAACUAGGGCUGCGUGUGCAGCUCGGACACCCAGCAGGUGAACGAUGUCUGUUGCCUGAGAGGGCAUUCAACGACGACUUCACUCUUAUCGAUACCAACGGGAUCCAUGAAAUCGGCCUUGAUUUCUGUGGCUGUGAGACCGCUCAAACACACACACGGCAACUGCUUCGUACUGCUUGGUUCCCGGCAACAACAACUGAUCCACACACGGCCACUACUUUCCAAAUCCUCGAACAAUAUCACAUCCUAUCGUUCAAAUCCAAAUGUUCAGGCUACGAAUUUUAUCAUGCUGUUGCACGACUCUCGGACAACACAGGACUUCACCCACAAAAGGAUCGUUAUGAAGCCUUUAUGCGGAUGGUGUGCGAAUGGCGACAUCUAAAAAUGCUCAAGCAGGCUGGCCGGGGAUAUGAUCCUGCUGGUGUCGAGGGUACUAGAAGUGGUGAGUGUGCUGUGAUAUGCCCAGCUUGUCUGCAACCAGGUAAAAAUCUACCUGAUAAUUGGUGUGAUGCGCCAAAAGGAAAACGUUGGUUGUAUGGACUCUUUCUAGCGAUUGAUGCCAACUUUUGGCUCAAAAGGCGCAUGGUGUCUAAGGAUAGUGUGGACCCUGGCCUCAGUCAUGGAUGGGCUUAUUUUGUCGAGGAGACCGCUUACAAGACGUAUCUACAAUCCUAUACCGGCAGCCCACAGCAGAAAAGUACAUGUUCGUCCCACAAUGCAGUGAACAUGGCAGACACGAAAGUAUCCCAUGAUCUAGCUGCUACAGGAGUCGGGACCAUUGAUUGCGCUCGACACAACAUGAAGCUGCCAAAUGGCGUUGGCGAUCUACAAAAAGGCGAAAGCCUCUGUGGACACUGUGUAGACGCACUCAAUGUCUCAUACGACAUCGCCUGCCAGUGGCACAAGAACUUAUGGCAGAGGAUGUCUACAAUGCCGCUUGACCUCCAUCUAGACCAUCUGGCAACAUUUGUCAGGUUUUUCGUCCCGAAAUUUCACCUCCCUGCUCACAUUCUGGCGUGUCAGACCAAGUUUUCUUUUAAUUUUUCGAAGAAUGUUGGACGUACUGAUGGUGAAGCACCUGAGCGGGGAUGGUCAAAUAUUAACCCCAUGGCCUCUAGUACCAAAGAAAUGGGGCCAGGCUCACGGAGAGACACACUUGAUGACCAUUUUGGUGACUGGAAUUGGAAGAAGGUUGUAGGACUUGGUGCAACACUGCUUCGUAAAAUGAUUGAGGCCCGGGAGGAACGCAAGGCACAUCAAACAGCAUUUCAAGAACUCAACGAAGCUCUGGCGCCAGAGACAAUGGAGGCCUGGAAGGUCGAAAUUGAAUCCUGGGAGGAGAACCCAAAUGAUUCAUUGGUCGCAAAUCCAUUUGAAGCAAAAGUCAUUCCUGUUACACAAGCUGCUGUCCGGCUCCAACUUGCCCAACUCGAGGCAUCUGAGCUCCACCAAGGCACUGAUGUUUCAAUGCACGCUGAAAUCUCUCCGAGUAUAUUCAUUGCAUCGGGGAUUGACCUGGAAAAUGAACAGCAUCGUCUGAAAGUAGAUAUUGCAAAGCAGGGUCUGCAUGCCACAGAUAUGCAAAUGGGCAGUGUCCAACGACUGCGGAAUGCAUUACAACGCAAAAUUGAUACUUGGAAGCGCAUCCAAGCUCUCUACACCCCUGCAGUACAGCUCUUAGAAUCCAGGGUCGAGUUGCCUUCCCACAGUACCUCAGACAUCAUCAAUCCCAAGGAUUCUCAGCUCUGGCUCCCAUCCGCUCUGUGCAGCAAACCUAUACCUUGCGAUCUGUGGCUCCUCACGACUGAACAGAGUCUUCGCCUGCAGGACUACAUGUAUACCUUCAAGAGGGACUGGAUAUGUGGCCAAAGUGCAAAUACUUGUGCCCAGAAUGCUCUCAGUCGUGUUGAAGCCAGGGCAACAGCUGCAGCAGAGAAGUAUCGUGCAGCCCGUGUGGCUCUCUCAUCUCUUGCACACGUACUUGGAAAAGUUCUCGAAAGGAAGGACAAUAUGCGUGGCAUGUCAGUUCCCAAACAGUUGUCGUGGAUCUGGCUGGUUGAAGGAGUCGGGGAUGAUGAAGAUGAAGUGGUCCAAGAUAGUCUCAGAGUGGAAUGGUGCAAAGCUCAAGAAGUUGAGCUGCUCCAGGAGGAGAUGCGCCGGGUGACCUGCUUUCUUAGGUGGCACGCAUCAUGGUGGAACCAGAAGAUUGUGGAACACAUGCUCACCUCUACUGACCAUGAAGGUCUAGGUGCCUAUGCCUAUCGUCAGGCUCAGCUUAGGAAUGAUCUUGCUGACUGUUUCAAGAACAAGUGGGCAGCACAUCUCCCACUGACUGUAGCCUACGAUGAAGCCGAGUUAGAUCUCUACCUCCCAGAAUUGCCGCUCCCUUAA
Molecule: messenger RNA, 2709 nt
Organism: Suillus discolor
Lineage: Eukaryota; Fungi; Basidiomycota; Agaricomycetes; Boletales; Suillaceae
Exons: 16
Coding region: 1-2709 (902 amino acids)
Source: RefSeq, a predicted model, not a curated record